Papaver somniferum (opium poppy) is the source of this 2016-nucleotide messenger RNA. RefSeq lists its product as uncharacterized. NCBI's taxonomy places the organism in Eukaryota, Viridiplantae, Streptophyta, Magnoliopsida, Ranunculales, Papaveraceae. The transcript has 6 exons. Bases 1 to 2016 code for a protein of 671 amino acids. The record is from RefSeq and is a predicted model, not a curated record.
AUGUUUGGAGACUGGGGUUAUAAAGUAGGACUCAGACUUGCAUCAGAUCAUGCACCAUUGCUGGGAGGUUUUGCAAGUGUGCCAAAGCCAAAAAAUGCUCCUUUAAGAUUUCAGAAAAUGCGGCCAGAACAUCCUACUUUUAUGAAAGUGGUGGAAAACAGUUGGGCAGAGAAAAUUCAUGGUGAUGCUCCUUAUAUUUUCAUGACAAAGUUAAAAUUUCUCAAGCAUAUUCUUAAAGACUGGAAUUGGAAAGUUUUUGGUGAUGUGAAGUUAAAAAUCCAAGAAGCAGAAGACAAUGUUAAAGCAAAAAUGAUACAUUCUGAUGCUCAUCCUCAUAAUGAACAAGCUUUGGAAGACUUAGUUGCAUCUCAAAAUGAAGAUAAUUCAAGGGAAGUACAAUAUAAUACAAUGCUCAAGAAAAAAUCCAUAAUUAAAUGGGAAGUUGAAGUUAAUGAUUCUAUUCUUGAUUCAAUUCCAAAAUUAAUAACUGAAAAUGAUCAAUUUAUGCUAGAAGUCAUUCCAGAAGCAGAUGAGAUUAAAGUUGCGGUAUUUGAAAUGGAUGGUGAUAGUGCUCCUGGUCCUGAUAGUUUUUCAGGUAUGUUUUAUCAAGCAUGCUGGCAAAUUAUUCAAGAUGAUUUUGUCAAUGUUGUGCAAUCUUGUUGGAGAAGAAAAUAUAUUCCAAAAGGUCUCAAUUCCAAUUUUUUGGUCUUAUUACCUAAAAGUCAAAGUCCUAAACAGCCUAAUCAGUUUAGACCAAUUGGUUUGAGUAACUUUAGUUUUAAAGUUUUCACCAAAAUUUUAUCCAUGAGAAUGGCCAGCCUGAUGAACAAAUUAGUAUCUUCACAACAAGUGGCAUAUAUCAAGGGCAGAAGCAUUCAUGAGCAGGUACUCUUAGCAUCUGAAUUAGUGAAUGAAAUGAAAAAGAAGAGGAGGGGAGGAAAUUUCAGCCUAAAACUUGAUAUCACUCAAGCUUAUGAUUCAGUAAGAUGGGUUUUCUUAUUCAAAGUGUUUCAACAAUAUGGAUUUUCUUUAGCUUGGUGUGACUGGUUAAAAGAACUGUUAUCUUCUACAAAAAUCUCUGUUAUGGUUAAUGGAGGACCAAAUGGCUUUUUCUCAAUGCACAGGGGUUUGAAUCAGGGUGACCCAUUGUCUCCCAUUCUUUUUGUUUUUAUGGAGGAAGUUUUGAGUAAAGGAUUACAAAAUAUGGUGGAGAAGAAUAAAUUACAACCAAUGUUAAUAAGGAAUGGUAUUUCUCAUACUCACCUCUUAUUCGUUGAUGAUGUUUUCAUUUUUUGUAAUGGUUCAAAAAAGAAUUUGCAAAAUCUGUUACUUUUUCUUAAAGAUUAUCAAAGAUUCUCUGGUCAAAUGGAUUUAACUUCAUUUCCAGAUAAAUACUUGGGGGUGAUUAUUCAUUCAGGAAGAAUUAAAACAGCUAUUGUAUACCCCAUGGUUGAAAUGAUGCAAGACUAUUUGGCAGUUUGGAAAGUUAAAUUCAAAGAUAAGAAUAGGAAAUGUAUAUCUCAAUGGAAGCUUUCUUCAGUGUGUCCUGGUUUAAAAUGGGCUUGUCCUAUAAUUGAAUCUAUUGGUUUCACUGAUUAUGUCAAAAACAAUAUUCAAAUGAAAGUGAAGGAUUUGUUACAUAAUGGUAUAUGGAAGAUUCCUAUUGAAUUACAAAGCUAUAUCAAUUCUCCAUUACCUAUUGUAAGUGGUGCUCAAGAUUCAGUUAUCUGGUGUGGUGAUACAAAAGGUAACUUCUCCACAGCAUUAGCAGUAAAUGUCAUCAGAUUCAAACAACCAAAACUCCAUUGGCCUGUUCAAAUUUGGAAGCAUUUUCUUCACUCUGGAAUUUCUAGCAAUAUCUGGAAAAUUCAGCAAGGGGUUUUUGUGGAUGAUCAAAAAAGAGUAACAUCUUUCACUUCUCCAUUCCUUGAUCUUUUGAUAACAUUUUUCAAUUGGCAAAACACCAAAGUUCCAUUGUCAAAGAAAUCUGGAUCACAGCAGCUCUUGCCACAAUAA